ACAAAUGACAAAUAACAAUUCAUAUACCAAUACAGAACACUCUACAUGGAAUCCAAUAAUCCAUAUUGAUGAAUAUCGUAUUAUUGAUGAUCAACAAAUUCCAGAUUAUGAAAAUAUAUUCAUGGCAGCUUAUUUAAUUGGACAAGAAAAUUAUUCCAAUAAAUUAUCAUCUCAAUCAAACUAUGAAUUAUUAGAUACUACUAAUGAUAAUAGUAGUAAUAAUAAGGAUUCCUCUAAUGUGGAUACACUAAUUGGACAAUUUCAAUCCAAGUCUAAUAAUACUAAUGCCAAUAAUAAUAAUGAUAUUAGUGAUCAUGAUCAAUUAAUCAAUAAUAGUCAUUUGACCUUAGAAACCAUUUGGGAACGAUAUUUAUUACUUAAUAAUAUCCGUAAACGUUUAUUAUAUAAAAAACAAAAUAUGAUCAAUCAAGAUAAUAAUUUCAAUGAAUCAAAAUUAAUUUUAUAUCCAACAAAUAAAAUCAAUAAUAAUGAUCAUAAUAAUGAAACAUGGAAAAUUGAUUCAUUAAAGAAAUCUAAACAAUCAGAACUGAUAUUUAAUGAGUUAUCAUUGGAUAGAUAUACACAGAAAUGUGUUGAAGGGUUACAACGUAUUAAUUUAAAAUGUGAAAAACUUGAAUAUAUGAUGAAAUCAAUGAAAGAUACUCUUACCUUACAAAUGAAUGCUUAUCAGAACCAUAAAAAAAAACUUGACAAUGAAAUUAUGAAAAAAUGUAAAAAUUUCCCAGUGAAGGAGUUCGGAGAUAUUUCAAAAGAAAAUACAUUAUCUUCGGAUAUAACAAAGCGAUUCACAAAUUCAUUGAAAACAAUCAUGGGACGUAAACGAUAUUUUCAAAUUAUUAAAACUUCUCAUUUGGAGAAUCUUUACAAUCAAAUGAAUGUAAGCCAAUGUUUAGCUCAAACUACUUUCAAACAAUGGAAGAAGCUUAAAGAAGAAAAACAUAAAAUAGAACUACACUCAGAAUGUAUUCGUUUAAAUAAAGCUAAUAAAAUGCAUCAUAACUUAUGGAAAUAUGAUAUACCUGAUAUAUUGAAGAGAAUUGAACUUGACGUAAAUGACUUUGAGAAUGCUAUGAAAAAUAUUGAUAAAAGAUUAAAAAUUGAUAGUGGAAAUUUCAAAAUAACAGAUAUCCAUUCUUGGAAAUAAUGUGCAUAAAAUUGGUACACAGUCAUUGUGUUUGAAAAUAAGGAAAGCAAGAGAAUUAUUCAUAUUAAUCGGUGGAUUAGACAGAAAACAAUAUUUUCAACUAUCUUAUAUUUUUCAACCAAUUAUCAAACUAAACAGUGAUAGAGUAACCAAUGAUACAACCAUAAUUAAUAGGGAUCUAUAUUCAAUGGAUUCUUAUCAUAAACCAUUUGGACAUAUUGAAAUGAAAGAUUUAAUGGUCUUUUUUCAUGCUGCUAAUCUAUCACAAAUUCAUGUACAACAAUUAAUUACAUAUUUAGAUAAUAAAAACAAUGGUACCAUUGAUUUUGUUACAUUUUUAGAAUAUCUUCCUUUAUUUGUUGAAUCACAUCAACAUAUUAU
Molecule: messenger RNA, 1546 nt
Organism: Schistosoma curassoni
Lineage: Eukaryota; Metazoa; Platyhelminthes; Trematoda; Strigeidida; Schistosomatidae
Source: the annotation of a GenBank genome assembly